UUACCAUAGGGUAUAGUGUGGUAAUAUCAAUAUAUAUUUCGUUACCACCUAAUACCAUAUGGUAUAGAGUCAUAAUAUCAAUAUAUAUUAUCUAAAAGGAAGGAAAAAAACAGAAGGAGGGAGAGAAAAAAUCGUCUUCUGAUGCCUCUCAUUUCCUCUUCCUCAAUCAAGAACACCAAAAUGCCAAAAAAAUGAGAAAGAUCGGAAUUGAGGCCAACGAGUUGAUGAAGAGAAGAAAUGCAAAGAAAGAGAGUGGCUACAAUUUUUAUUCGUCUAUUGCUAGAGAAAAAAGUGAAGAAGGAAGAGAGCAGAUCUAAAUUUGAAAAGGAGAUUGUGAAAGAAAAAGUAAGAGAGAAGGAAUAGAGAAAGAGAAAGGAUCUGGAAAGAGAUUGAAAGAAAAAAAGAGAGAAGGAAGAAAGUUGAGUUGCAGAGAAAAUGCAUUGUCUCUCUUUCAUUGAAAAUUCAGCCAUUGAAGGAGCUAGGAUUGUCGUCGUGUGGUUGGAUGUGUGAAGUUAUGGAGCGGGUAGAUGAUACAGUGCUAGAGCAAUUCGUGGUGGUUCUAUGGAUGAUGUGGAGUGAGAGAAACAACCAAUUGUUCAAUCGGAAGAAGGCAGAAGAGUGGGAGGUUGUGGGGAGGGCUCUAAGCUACUGGGAGGAGUAUGCGUCAUACCACAAAAGGGAGGAGCAGGUCAAGGAGACAGAAGCAGUUACCUGGAAGCGGCCGCCGACUGGGUGGGUAAAGGCGAACGUGGACGCGGCGGUGAUUGAAGGACAGGGCACGGGACUGGGGAUGGUUCUGAGAGACGAGAACGGAGGCUUCCUUCGGGCUGCGGUGCGGCGAGAGCGACGAUGCUGGCCACCGGAAAUUGCGGAAAUGAAAGCGGUGGAAUUCGGCCUGAAGCAGCUGGAAAUGGGUGGCUUUCGCCGGGCGGUGGUGGAGAUGGAUUGCUUGCAGGUGGAGAGUGCGCUUCACCGGGCGGAUCACUCGAGGCUGGAAACGGGUCAUGUGAUCAAAGAACUGCAGGCCGAGGCCCAAAGAGUUGGGGAGAUUCAAUGGAGCUUUGUUAAACAGGCUGGGAAUAGUCUGGCCCAUAAUAUGGCCCACUCUCUAUAUAAUUGGGAAACCCAAGAGGUCUUGGACUCUAGACCACCUAUUUUCCUCCUAGACAGUUUGACUAAGGAGAUGGCAAGCUAUUAAUAAAAUUUCAGAAGUUGAUUAUAAAAAAAAAAAAAAAGUCAGCCAUUGAAAUGCGGAAUGAAUAAUAAAAAUUAAA
Messenger RNA from Linum trigynum, 1274 nucleotides. Lineage: Eukaryota; Viridiplantae; Streptophyta; Magnoliopsida; Malpighiales; Linaceae. The record is from the annotation of a GenBank genome assembly.